GAUCACUUCAUCAAUUUCUCCGUCAAGACGACAUCAUUCCAGCACCACACAAUGACGGGGGCAAUCAAGUGCGAGUCAACCCUCGAGGCCAAGACCAAGAAGUUUGUCAUCUCGACGUGGGGCAGAAGCUACUGGCGCCUGCACGAUCGCCUACUCGUGACCGCCAAGACCAAGGCCGACGUCGACGCCCGCCACCACGUCAAGCACUACACGGUGAUCGAGGGCUGCACUUGGCAAGGGCAUGAGAUGGGUUUCCGCGUAGCGACCAAGGAAGCGGGCUGGCUGCACUUUCGAGCCGGCUCCAAAGCCGAGUGGGCCCAUUGGAUUCACGCUCUCCUGAGUCUUCCAAUUAUCAAGGUACGUGCUCUACCAACGACGAGCUCCAACUCGAACUCGACGUCCACGGCCUGUGACGACGACGAGGUUGGAAGUUCGCACUUGGUUUCGUUUGCCGGUACCAUUCGUGUGCGCGAGAUUCCCGCCAUGACCGACGACGAAGCCGACGACCUCUUCUACACCAAUGUCGAGAUUCAAGGUUUUCGCCGCAUGGCAGAAUUGAUGGGGCAGUUUAAAUUCAGGUUAAUUCGAGGUUAAACUUGACAAUAUAUUUACAGCC
Messenger RNA from Saprolegnia parasitica CBS 223.65, 616 nucleotides. RefSeq lists its product as hypothetical. The transcript has a single exon. The coding region runs from base 52 to 594 and encodes 180 amino acids. The record is from RefSeq and is a predicted model, not a curated record. NCBI's taxonomy places the organism in Eukaryota, Oomycota, Saprolegniomycetes, Saprolegniales, Saprolegniaceae.